This is a messenger RNA of Emiliania huxleyi CCMP1516, 1188 nucleotides long. RefSeq lists its product as hypothetical. The record is from RefSeq and is a predicted model, not a curated record. Bases 1 to 1188 code for a protein of 395 amino acids. The transcript is spliced from 4 exons. NCBI's taxonomy places the organism in Eukaryota, Haptophyta, Isochrysidales, Noelaerhabdaceae.
AUGGUGCUGCAGUGCGUAAUCGCCCUCCACGCACCCACGCGCACAUACGAGUGUGCGGCGGCUCGUGGCUCUCGGCGGCCGUACACCGCCGGACUCAUUGUGCCGACCGGCGUGGGCGCCGCGAUCGGUGGCUAUGCUGGCGAUGCGAUGCCGGUGGCGCGCGCCCUCACAGCUGUCGCCGACACGGUGGUGACGCACCCGAACGUGCUCAAUGGCGCGCAGAUGUACUGGUCGCACGACGCGUUCCAGUACGUCGAGGGCUUUGCACUCGACGAGUUUGCCGCCGGCCGCUGGGGCCUCCGGCCAGCGAGCGCACAAAAGGUGGGGCUGUUGCUCGACGCGGCCAUCGAGCCAGAGCUGCGCCUGCGCCACCUGCAGGCGGCGGACGCGGCCCGGGCGACACUCGGCCUCUGCGUGGCGGCGCACGCCACGACAGACGCACCGCUCGGGGUGGAGCUGCAGAUGUCACCGUCUGGAGCUUCGCGGCCGGACGCGCUGCUCGCGGCGGCGCGGCGGCUGCAGGCGGCGGGGUGCACCGCGAUCGCCGUCGUCGCGCGCUUCCCGGACGACGAGGACGAGGAGAUGCUUGCCGCCUACCGCGCAGGCGAUGGCGUCGACGCGAUCGGAGGCGCCGAGGCGAUCAUCUCCCACCUUAUCACCAAGGAGCUGAGGCUGCCGUGCGCGCACGCGCCUGCGCUUCCGGCGCUCGGUCUCGAGCCUGGCCUCGCGCCGCGGGCGUGCGCCGAGGAGCUCGGCCACACCUUCUUGCCGUGUGUCCUCGCCAACCUCGCGCGCGCACCGAGCUUGCUCGACGGCUCCGAGAGGCCUCUCCCGGGCGACUUGCGCGACUCCCUCGACGCCCUCGUCGUGCCCGCGGACGCGUGCGGCGGCGCCGCCGUCCUCGCGCUCGCCGCCUCGGACACGCUCGUCGUCGGCGUCGAGGAGAACACGUGCGCCAUGGCUGUGUCCCCCGAGCGGCUGGGCGGCGGCGUGGUGCGCGUGCGCUCGUACAUGGAGGCCAUUGGGCUCCUCGCAGCGCACAAGGCGGGCGUCAACCCCGCCUGCCUCACGCCGACCGUCGCGCCCAUUGCGGACCUUGAGGUGCCCGCUGAGCCCGGCCACGGCCGCAGUGGGCGCGUGAGCGAGGAGCCAGGAGAGCGAAGCGAGCUUGGCGCGGCUGCUAACUGA